AUGCUCCAAGAAAUCCAGCUAGUUCAAGGUCAGACGAAUUACGUGGUCGUUUCUUCCGGAUAUCCUUCGAAUACAUUGAAUAAAUCAUCUUUAGAGAAACGAAACGUUGCAAUAGCUCCAGCGCCUGAGAAAAAUUACGUCACACACGACACUCCACCGAAUCUACACUACAGGAAAAAGGUGCAUUUCAGAACUAAUCCGUACACUGGACCACAGGCCGCGUCAAUAGCGAGACGUAAUGCACGGGAACGAAAUCGCGUAAAACAAGUGAAUGAUGGAUUCAACGCACUUCGCCGUCACCUGCCGGCUUCUGUAGUGGCAGCUCUGUCCGGUGGCGCCAGACGAGGUUCGUCAGGGAAGAAACUUAGCAAAGUCGACACAUUGCGGAUGGUCGUUGAAUAUAUAAGGUACCUUCAGCAGUUAUUAGACGAAAGUGAUGCCGCAUUAGGUAUUACGCGCGAUCAAGAAAAUCGGGAAAAUAUUCCAAGCAAUAACUCAGUUCAGCCGAUGACUUCUAUUGACAUGGAUGACGGGUUUUUCUACGGAAGUGGAUCACCUUGUUCAGAGAAGGCAGAUUCGCCAGCUCCUUCGGAAUGUUCUUCGGGUGUGUCUUCGGCGUAUUCGGCUGUCGAUCGUUACGAGGUUACUACGCAGCAGCAAAUGGGAUCAAUGGAUGAAGAAGAACUCUUAGACGUCAUUUCAUGGUGGCAACAAAAAUAG
This is a messenger RNA of Bombyx mandarina (wild silkworm), 720 nucleotides long. RefSeq names its product achaete-scute-like protein ASH2 (gene sc). Gene Ontology annotation, biological process: positive regulation of transcription by RNA polymerase II. Lineage: Eukaryota; Metazoa; Arthropoda; Insecta; Lepidoptera; Bombycidae. Gene Ontology annotation, molecular function: RNA polymerase II transcription regulatory region sequence-specific DNA binding; protein dimerization activity; DNA-binding transcription factor activity, RNA polymerase II-specific. Gene Ontology annotation, cellular component: RNA polymerase II transcription regulator complex. The record is from RefSeq and is a predicted model, not a curated record.